This is a messenger RNA of Symbiodinium natans, 171 nucleotides long. NCBI's taxonomy places the organism in Eukaryota, Dinophyceae, Suessiales, Symbiodiniaceae. The record is from the annotation of a GenBank genome assembly.
AUGCCGCCAGGUCGUAGAGGGGGCAAGGUCUGGGCCUACGCUGCCUUGAUUUUCGACAAGAAUCCUGAGAAGAACCUUCAGCAGCUGAACGCCAUGUACGAGGCCAACCCACGGAUACUGGAGGACGUCCACCGGGCAGUCCAGGGAGGCAGCGGCGAGGCGUUCCUGUGA